AUGAACGGCAAUGGUCAUAUAGUAAACGGCCACACGGCCGUUCUAUCAAAUGGAGUGUCCAACACUCCCCCGUCGGACUGGGUAGUCCAGAAAUUCGGCGGGACGAGCGUCGGCAAAUUCGCCCAUCAGAUCGUUGACCAGGUCAUCCAGCCGAGCACCCUCACAAACCGUGUUGCCGUCGUAUGUUCCGCCCGGAGUAGUUCCUCCAAGGCGGAUGGGACCACUAAUCGGCUCCUACGAGCAGCACGUGAGGCAGAGAACCCCAAGUCGACUCAGUACAGGACCCUCGUCGAGACAGUUCUGUCCGAACACAUAACCGUGGCAAACGAGCUCAUCCAUUCUGUGGAAUUGAGAACACAAUUGGCAGGAGAGUUUGAUAGCGAAUGUCAGCGGGUAUUGAAAAUACUAGAAGCUGCCCAGACUCUUGGGGAAAUCAGCAGCAGAUGCGUCGACAUGGUCAUAAGUGCUGGCGAAAAGCUCAGCUGCCGUCUUAUGGCUACUCUACUGAACGAUCGGGGCGUUGACGCUGCAUAUAUUGACCUAUCUGAUGCAAUAGACUUCGCUGCCGGUGUCCAGGCUCUGGAUCAAGAGUUCUAUGACCGCUUGGCCAAACUAUUUGCGGAGAAAAUACAUGCAUGCCCCGGUAAGGUGCCAGUGCUCACUGGAUAUUUUGGUCUUGUUCCAGGAGGCCUCAUGGACAAGAUUGGGCGCGGCUAUACAGACCUAUGCGCUGCACUGGUAGCUGUCGGAGUCAAUGCACAAGAACUACAGGUCUGGAAGGAAGUAGAUGGAAUCUUUACGGCUGAUCCCAGAAAAGUUCCCACCGCGCGGUUGCUGGCUGCCAUCACCCCAGCAGAGGCUGCCGAACUGACAUUCUACGGCUCCGAGGUCAUUCAUCCCUUCACCAUGGAACAAGUCAUCCGUGCCAAAAUUCCCAUCCGAAUCAAAAACGUCAUGAAACCUAAGGGUAAUGGCACCAUCAUAUUCCCAGAUUCCCGCUCAGAGCUAGAGCGAACAACCCCAGGACACGACCCCAAGUUCUUCCGCACCCGAGGCCCCCAUUUCUGGGCACACAGUGAAGGCCCCAAACGGCCAACAGCCGUGACUGCAAAGCAUAAAAUCUUGGUCAUUAACAUACAUUCGAAUAAACGAUCUCUCUCCCAUGGAUUCUUCGCUGGCAUAUUCUCCGUUCUUGAUAAAUGGCGGCUUUCCAUAGACCUUAUCUCUACCAGUGAGGUACACGUCUCGCUAGCCCUACAUUCCGAGCUGCCCCUUCUCAACGGCGUUGGCCGUGACGAAUACCAAAUCAUCGACGAGGAUCUGCGUGGAGCAAUCCAAGACCUACGAAGAUACGGAACUGUCGACAUUAUUCCGGAAAUGGCCAUUCUAAGCCUAGUAGGUCAGCAGAUGAAAAAUAUGGUUGGCGUUGCUGGUCGCAUGUUCUCCGUACUAGGGGAGCACAACGUGAAUAUUGAAAUGAUUUCACAAGGUGCCAGCGAAAUCAACAUAUCCUGCGUGAUCGAAGAGAGAGAUGCAGACCGAGCCAUCAACAUUCUUCACACCAACCUUUUCACCUUCCUCGAAUAA
This is a messenger RNA of Arthroderma uncinatum, 1587 nucleotides long. RefSeq names its product aspartokinase. The transcript has 4 exons. Gene Ontology annotation, molecular function: aspartate kinase activity. NCBI's taxonomy places the organism in Eukaryota, Fungi, Ascomycota, Eurotiomycetes, Onygenales, Arthrodermataceae. The record is from RefSeq and is a predicted model, not a curated record. The coding region runs from base 1 to 1587 and encodes 528 amino acids. Gene Ontology annotation, biological process: amino acid biosynthetic process.